Molecule: messenger RNA, 931 nt
Organism: Mugil cephalus (flathead mullet)
Lineage: Eukaryota; Metazoa; Chordata; Actinopteri; Mugiliformes; Mugilidae
Exons: 2
Coding region: 272-859 (195 amino acids)
Source: RefSeq, a predicted model, not a curated record
UGUUUUCGAUGGCACUUCCGGAAUAUCAACUUUACAGUUUAAGCUAGCACUGAAGUUCAUUAAUCACAAUAGUGCUGACUAUUUGAAUAUUGAGUUAACGUGUGUUAUUGAUUAAUGGGAUGUAUUUCGGAGUGGUAUUCGAUUUCUAAAACGACACCAGUCGAGUAUUGCUCGAUGCAGCGCCUGGGCUAAAAACAAGCUGCUUGGAAUUUGAGCUAGCUCGUUAUUAGCAUAGCUUGUGGAAAGGCUUCCAUGUGCGUGCGAGGCAGCAAUGAGAUGUAAGCGGAGCCUGCGGCUGCUCGUAAAGCAGCUGGAGAGUUUGACAGUGCACUACAUCUCCUUUGUAAUGCUGUUUUAUGCCGCCGCAUACCAGCCUGCUGAGUCGUGUGCGGCUACUGUGGGAAGUGGUGCUAGCACCGACACCCUGAUCCUGUGCAGGGCUUGCGGACACGAACUGGCUGUCGGCGCGGAUAUCCACUUCGUCCCCAGCCGGCUGGCGCUGUCCAGCCGCAACGACACGCUGGUCGGGGGCCGAAGGGUCAACGUCCAGCUUUUCCAGAACCCUCAUGGGCACCAGUUCGAAGUGAUCACGUUCAGAAAAGCGGAUGUUACCCAGCACUGGCCAGCGGACAAACGUUUUUCUUGGUUCCCGGGGUUCUCGUGGACCGUGGCCACCUGUCCCCGGUGUAAAAGUCAUUUAGGUUGGGCCUUCCAGCCCAGUGACUGGCCAGCAGAGCCAAUAACUAAAACCAAAUUUGAGGAGUCGGAGCAGACCUUCUUGGCUUUAAUAACUCAUCAACUUCUAACAGAGGAGUUUGCCUCAAGCCUGCUGAUUACUCCAAAAUCGUUCAUCAGUUAAUGGACUUGUACCAUUAACCCAGGUGCCUUUGCUGCUGGAAAAAAAUUUUUGAAAUAAAAUUCUUUGCACCCA